GUUUGUGUUUGUGUUUGUGUUUGUGUCUCAGCCUCUUGAAAUAUGCCAUGUGAUCUUGCUUUUGCUUCACACCCAUCUCUUUGAUUGACUUCCGACGAAAGCCACCGGGCCCCCGCACCAACGCGCUUUCCAAUCGCCGGUAUCUGACGUCUAACCGUGGCCACGGCUGAGAAUUACCAUGAGCAACGUGCACAACAGCGUGGAUACCGUAAAUGCUGCUGCCACCGCAAUUGUUACCGCUGAAAGCAGAGUUCAGCCAUCCACUGUUCAGGUUCAUAUCAUGGAGAAUGUCCCUUGGGGAGGUCAAAAACAUGGCAUUGAAGUGUGAAUAUGGAGAAUUCAGAAAUGUAUAGCAAACCACAAGCUACUGAAUACGUGAAGUCGCGUACAGGCACUCUACAAUAAAAUGAAAAUUGCGAGUGGGGAGAUGGACAUAGCAGAAAAGAAGAUGGGGUAGCUGUUGGAGCAUCUACUGGUGUUUUGGUCCUUACAAACAUAGCAAACGAAUUGGUCAUGCUGUUAUUGUUUCUGAACCAGCUGCACCUGGGGCCGGGGUCGCGGCCCCUGUUUCUGAAAGUUGGAGCCGCCCUUCCACCCUUGUAAUGCCAUUCAUAGCCCCUCCAUCUUCUCCUGCUUCCUUUCUGCAAUCGGACCCUUCCUCUGCCACUCAAUCACCAGCUGGUGUACUGUCCCUUGCGUCCCUUUCAGUUCAUGCUCAGUCUACUGGUGGAACUGCACCGAUGUUUUCAAUUGGCCCCUAUGCUCAUGAGACUCAGUUAGUAUCACCACCUGUCUUUUCUACCUUCACCACUGAACCAUCAACUGCUUGUUUCACGCCACCUCCUGAAUCGGUACAAAUGACAACACCUUCUUCACCAGAAGUUCCCUUUGCCCAGCUUUUAUCAUCAUCACUUGCACGGAAUCGGAGAAACAGUGGCACCAACCUGAAAUACAACUUAUCCCAGUAUGAAUUCCAACCUUAUCAGUAUCCAGGAAGCCCUGGUGGUCAUCUUAAGUCACCUGGCUCAGCAAUGUCCACUUCUGGAACCUCAUCGCCCUUCCCUGAUAAACGGUCUAUUGUGGAAUUUAGGGUGGGAGAAGCACCCACAUUUCUGGGGUAUGAACACUUUCCAAAUUAUAAGUGGGAUUCAAGAGUUGGUUCUGGAUCAUUAACUCCAAAUGGUUGGGGCUCAAGGCUAGGCUCUGGAGCUUUGACACCUAAUGGUGGGGAACCUUCAUCCCGAGAUGGCCACCUUCUGGAGAACCAAAUCUAUGAAGUGGCAUCACUUGCCAACUCAGACCAUAAAUCUCAAAAUGAUAAUCUUGUAGUUGAUCAUAGAGUCUCUUUUGAACUAUUCGGUGAAGACAUUCCUACUUGUAUCAUGAGGGAGCCAGCCCCGUCUCAUAGAAACGCAUCAGCAGAUCUACAGGAGGCAACAGCAGAUGAAACAGAUAAGAAGGUUUCAGCAACCAAGAAUGCAGAUAGCUUCAGAGAGCAAUUGAAUACGGAUACUGCAAAUGAAGUUCCAGGGGUGCCUUCAGAAGGGGAGGGAGAGGAGUUGCAUCAGAAACAUCGUACAAUCUCACUAGGUUCGAGCAAAGAGUUCGACUUCAACAAUCCAAAAGGGGAAGUCUCGGAGAAAUCCACUGUAGAUUGUGAGUGGUGGAUCAGUGAGGAAGUUGCAAGGGAGGAAACAGGCCCUCGGAAUAGCUGGAGUUUCUUCCCGAUGCUACAAUCAGGGGCCAGCUGACACCAAGCAUUGUAAAUCUCUGAAUGAAGGUGAGAAACUCGAAAACUUAAUGGUUAUACAAGCAGAAAACAUCGAUUUAGUUUCGUGUGUAGAUUGUGCAAGCUUGUUGGGUUAGCGUUGUAAAUGGAUUCCAGUACCUUGCAUCGAGAAGAAGGUAUCUAUAGAGACCUAAUUAUGCCUGGUAGAGUAAGAAUGAUAUCAAGUUUUUUCCUUGUAUUUCCAGAAUUUUAGGUGCAUACUAUGAAAAAUAUUUUCAUGUAUAGGUGUCAUGAUUAUUGACUUGUAUUAUGGAAACAAGCUCUCUGUGCUUGUUUCUCUUGACUUUGGACAGAACGGUCCUGCUUCAACAACCUAUCCCUUUAAUUAUUCAA
Messenger RNA from Salvia splendens (bonfire salvia), 2122 nucleotides. RefSeq lists its product as uncharacterized. The record is from RefSeq and is a predicted model, not a curated record. NCBI's taxonomy places the organism in Eukaryota, Viridiplantae, Streptophyta, Magnoliopsida, Lamiales, Lamiaceae. The coding region runs from base 603 to 1751 and encodes 382 amino acids. The transcript has 3 exons.